Messenger RNA from Toxorhynchites rutilus septentrionalis, 3450 nucleotides. RefSeq lists its product as uncharacterized. Gene Ontology annotation, molecular function: nucleic acid binding. The transcript has a single exon. The record is from RefSeq and is a predicted model, not a curated record. Lineage: Eukaryota; Metazoa; Arthropoda; Insecta; Diptera; Culicidae. Gene Ontology annotation, biological process: DNA integration. Bases 1 to 3450 code for a protein of 1149 amino acids.
AUGGCCAAACUCAUAGAGAAGUUUUGGCGUCUUGAAGAAGCGUGCUUUCAAGACUGGGAACCAAAGCAACAUGACGAAUGCGAGGCGGAAAGUCACUUCCGCACAACGUUAGAGAUCGCUCCCGACGGGAGAUACAUUACACGAAUGCCCCUACGGGGGGAGCCGUCAUCGUUAGGCGACUCUUAUCAACAAGCAUAUAGAAGAUUCACAUCGCUUGAGCAAAGGCUCAAGCGGAAUGCAGACCUGUACAAAGAGUACAGGGCAUUCAUGAAUGAAUAUGAAACACUGGGACAUAUGGUACCAGUCACCACAGAAGACUUUCACAAAGUAAAGUAUUUCAUCCCUCACUCGUGUGUGGUGAAACCAGAUUCAACAUCCACCAAGGUUAGGGUGGUGUUCGACGCAAGUGCAAAGACGUCAACCGGAGUAUCCCUGAACGAUAUACAAAUCGUGGGACCAACCAUUCAAAAGGACUUAUUUGAUCUGCUAAUUGAUUUCAAGACGCACAACGACGUGCUAGUAGCAGAUAUUGCAAAGAUGUACAGACAAAUUCACAUCGCAUACACAGACACUUGGUUACAAUGUAUUUUGUGGCGCGACAGCCCCAAUGAUCAAUUGAAAGCGUAUAGACUGACGACUGUCACAUAUGGUGAAGCGUCUUCAUCAUUCUUGGCCUGUAGGGCACUACACGAAGCAGCUGAAGAUUAUCGGUCGGUAAAUCCGAGAAUUGCCGACACCAUUCAACGAUCGUUCUAUGUUGACAAUCUAAUGAUUGGAGCGUCCAACGCAGAUGAACUGACGGAGACGAAACGAGAAAUAGAGCAUGCAUUGUCACUUCAUGGAUUUCCACUUCGAAAGUGGGCAUCAAAUAACGCAAGCGUACUGGAAGGAAUUCCAGAGAAAGACUUGGAACCAUUGAUCCAAGUUGGUGACCAAGAGGUCAUAAAGACAUUGGGGAUAGCCUGGAACCCCAAAACAGACGUGUUCCAGUUCAUCAGUACGAAAAACAUAGCUAAAAUAUUGAUGCAAGAAUUGUGGACUUAUAACGUCAGCUGGGACGAUGAUGUUCCAGAUCAAGCACUAAGCUCAUGGAAGAAGUUCGAAGCUUCAUUAGUGGAGCUCAGCAAGAUAGAAAUACCUCGGAUGUCGACUCCGAGUCAUACGAUCGCACUAGAUUUACACGGAUUCAGUGACGCCUCCGAAAAGGCUUAUGGAUGCGUCAUUUACUUACAUGCAAUCAACUUAAAAGGAGAAGAGAGUACGAAUCUCUUAUGUUCGAAAUCGAGAGUGGCGCCUUUGAAGAAGGUCACUCUGCCCCGUCUGGAACUCUUGGCGGCGGCACUUCUAGCAGAACUAACUGCUAAAAUAAAGAGCAUUCUGGCCGGUCGAAUCUCGUCGGAAUAUUACUACAGUGAUUCACAAGUAGCGCUAAGUUGGAUCAAAUCUUCAAAUACACGUUGGGGAACCUUCAUUAGAAAUAGAGUGCAGAAGAUACACUCCACCACGAAUCCAGAGCAUUGGAAAUAUAUAUCUACGAAAGAAAAUCCGGCUGAUAUGGUUUCGAGAGGAAUUCCAGUCAGAAAAUUACGCGAAGCAAAACUAGAAUUUUGGUUACACGGACCGGAAUGUAUACGAAGAAGACAAUAUUAUCUGCAGAGCGGCUACGAAUACACUGCUGCUGCAGAACAGGAAGAGAUUAAAGAACCAAUAACACGAUUGGUAGCAGCAACAGGAAAGGCAUGCGAAGACUUAAUCGCAAAAUACCCGCACCAUCACACUCAUGACAAAACAGUAAGACACUUUGCAUGGCUGUGUAGAGCCAUAAACAAUAUGAAGAAGGUCAAUAAAGACACAGGCAUCAGAAACGAAAAGAGAUCGGGCCCACUCACCACCACUGAAUUGAAUGAAGGACUAACACUCGUAGUCCGAAUUAUGCAAGCCACUAUUUAUCCAAAUGAAGUAGCGGAAUUACGAAAAACUGGGAAGGUGCCUACGAAAGGACCUUUCCAGCAUCUCAACGCAAUCGUCAGAAAUGGAGUCAUACAUGUCACAGGGAGACUCCACAAUGCAGAAAUGCCCAUCUCACAAAAGAAUCCAAUAUUGAUUCCCAAAUCGCACCCAUUUUCGAGGGUAAUAAUUCAAAAAAUACAUGAGGAUAGAUUUCACGCCGGAACAGAUCUGGUAAUAAACGAAUUUCGACAAAGAUUUUGGAUGAGGGAUCUCCGAAGGACCGUACAAGGAGUCAUUCAACGAUGCAUCUUAUGUGCCAAAGCGCGGCCCAGACGUUUACAGCAACGAAUGGGACAACUGCCCUCGCCCAGGGUAAAUGAAUCAGUAGCGUUCACUCACACGGGAGUGGACUUAUGUGGGCCAUUCGAAGUAUAUCUCAAUCAAAAAUCGAAAUGCAAGACCACAGCAUAUGCUUGCAUCUUCAUAUGUUUUGCGACCAAAGCAGUUCACCUAGAAGUCGUCGAAGAUCAGUCGACGGCAGCGUUCAUAUCAGCACUUCUCCGUUUCACAUCAGUGAGGGGAAUACCCGAGGUUAUUUACUCCGACAAUGGGCGGAACUUUGUCGGGGCCAGCAGAGAACUCAAUCGUUUACGAAGAAUAUAUAACAAUGAAGUUUUUCAAAACAAAUUAGUUGAUAUUGCGGCAACUCACAGAAUAAGAUUUUCAUUCAUUCCACCCCGAAGCCCCAGCUUUGGAGGACUUUGGGAAGCGAACAUAAAGGUAGCCAAGCGGCUCUUUAGUGCAGCGGCCAGAGGAGCACAGCUAAACAUCAUGGAAUUGCAGACACUGUUCUACCAAGUGGCCGCAAUAAUGAAUUCGCGACCACUCACACCUGUUUACACGACGCCAGAUUCACCGACCGCGAUCACACCCGGUCAUUUUUUGAUAGCACGCCCAAUGCUAGCCGUGCCCAUCCCUACGCAGAGUGAGGAUGGAAGCAAUCUCACAACCAGAUGGAAACGAGUACAAUCGCAGCUCGAACAAUUUUGGAGAAGAUGGAGAGACGAGUAUCUCCACCAGUUACGUGAUUAUGCAAAAUGGACCAAGCAACAAGCCAACGUUAAGGUAGGCCAAAUCGUAUUGAUCGGAGACGAUCACCUUCCCGUAGCAAGGUGGCCUAUGGGAAUUGUCACACAAAUACACCCUGGAAAUGAUGGAGUAGUCCGAGUGGCAGUAGUGCGAACCGCUACCGGAAUUUACAAACGCAACGUGCGAACACUUGCUCCUCUACCAGUCGAGGAGCACACCAUUCAACCCAUUAUAGAAGAGUAUGACAACACAGCUGAUAACGAACAGCAAUCUCAAGCCGAAGCAAUCGAACUAGAAGACGAUCCCCCUCCCCAAGCACCCCAAAUGAUUUGGGACGGUAGACUACGCCCUCGUCCCAAAGGGGGGAGAAAAUGGAAGUACACGAAAUCAGAUUGGGUGACGACCCUAUGA